AUGAGUACAAUAUCCCCUCCACCAUUUAUAGGAAAUAUUAUUAACAAUUUUUCCGUCUCAGUUGUCAUAUAUCUGAUCUCAUCAUUUUAUAUUCAAUUAGGAUUCAAUGACGUAUUAAAUAAAAUCAAGCCGUACUCAUACUUUUUUAGACU
Molecule: messenger RNA, 152 nt
Organism: Entamoeba invadens IP1
Lineage: Eukaryota; Evosea; Mastigamoebida; Endamoebidae
Exons: 2
Source: RefSeq, a predicted model, not a curated record